AUGACCUCCGAAGACUUCCCCUUUUCUACCGGUAGCGAAGUGAACCUAUCUCUCUCCGACGGCCGACAUCUCACCUUCACCAUCCUCAAACCCUUCGAGCCCUUCGAAAAGGGUGUCGCCCUCCUCGCGCGUUGUCACUGCGAUACAUUCUCUCCCUCCACUACGACUGUCAUCCUCAAAAUCUUCGACCCGCGAUUUCGCCACGAACGUUUGGAAUACAGCUAUUGUCCGGAUUGGGUACUCGAAGUCGAGGAUGCGGCGCUGGAUGAUUGUGAACCCUUGAGGUGGGGUGAUAGUGGGCAUUGUGGUGUCCCGAAAGAGUUAUGGGAAAUGGAAUCGGACGAGGAGGACGGGGACGAGAAACGGGCGCCUAUGGAUGCGCAUGCUGUAGCGCGGCUCGGUACGCGUUGGGAGAAGCACCUCCAGGACAAAUCGAAUCUGUCCUUCGAGUCUGAGCUUCGGGCGUAUAGGUGCCUGAAAGAGUUGCAGGGGACAUCUAUACCGCGGCUGCUUGGCGUUGGGCGAUACAUCCCUUCAAUGACUGAAAGAAGAUUGAAGCCUCACGUACUCGUGCUCGAGUACAUCGACGGCACCAUAGCUCGAUACGCGCCACCCGAAGCAUUCACCCCGCCCAUAGUCGCCCAGCUCUACCACGCCCUCGAACGCAUCAACGAGCUAGGCGUCGUCCACAGCGACCUACACUGGGGCAACUUCAUUAUCACACCUUCACGAGGCGUAGUGAUCGACUUUGGCGAGGCGGUUCUGAAGGAGAAGUGGGACGAGAGCGAGGAAGAGUGGGAGGAGUGCGUGAGGUGUUGUUGUGAGCCUGUUGCUGUUACGGCGCUGGUGAAGGGCAAACGCGUUGAGUGGAGCGAGGAGUUUGGGAUGCCGGAGUAUAAGCUACAACCAGUUCGAACGUCCGUCACGUAG
Molecule: messenger RNA, 930 nt
Organism: Peniophora sp. CBMAI 1063
Lineage: Eukaryota; Fungi; Basidiomycota; Agaricomycetes; Russulales; Peniophoraceae
Source: the annotation of a GenBank genome assembly